This is a messenger RNA of Neoarthrinium moseri, 2196 nucleotides long. RefSeq lists its product as uncharacterized. Bases 1 to 2196 code for a protein of 731 amino acids. Lineage: Eukaryota; Fungi; Ascomycota; Sordariomycetes; Amphisphaeriales; Apiosporaceae. The transcript has a single exon. Gene Ontology annotation, biological process: lipid metabolic process. The record is from RefSeq and is a predicted model, not a curated record.
AUGGAUGGUGCUGCUGACCAUCGCUCUUCGGGAGUCAAGCCGAGUGGAGCGAGCCAUGCGCAGGCAGCCGUCGAGUUUACUCAGCAAGCCGAGAAGCUGUCACACCAGUCGACCCUAAGCCAAGACCAUCCCGAGACGGUUGCGAUCGAGGCCCAGUUUGUCACACCCCAGGAUCCAGUUAUUGUAACCGCAGAUGGCAGUCGACUGCCUGCGGUGCCCCUCGAAGAAGCCUGGAAACUGAACGUCUUGAAGAAAGAGUUGGAUGAUGAAAAGCCACAAGACGCAAUAGAGGAGGGGCAGGAGCUUCAGCACGCGGCUUCACAGCAAGGGCAGAAUGGCUCGAGCAGCCAGCCCGUAGAACUGGCGCCUCAGACCGGCGGCAGGUCUAUGCAGAAACAAACCGAGGGUUCACUCAGCAAAUCGAUGCCGCCUUCGCACACGAAUCCAUUGUUCCCACCACUGCCGUUGUAUGGGCCGGCUUCAUUGCUUCGAGAUGCGCAGUGCUGGACAUUCCGAGCCUCCUCGUUCUUCCUGAGCGCAGGGUUUCUGGGUGUAAUUGUACUGGGCGCCCUAUUUACAACCAUACCGACGGUCGUAGCACAUGGCUGGAAGCGACUGACACUCCAAGAUCCGCACGCGGACCGCCCCUUCUACCAAGAAGAGCUCCGGAGGCAGCAGACACGGCGAGAAAUAGAGAAGUCAUGGAGACGCAGGAAGUCACAGGAUAGAAUCAGUGGGGACAGGGAAGAUUCACAGGCCAACGACGGUUUCGUGCCUACCGAGGGCGGCCCCGAUCGCGUGAUUUGCGACGUCGGAUACUAUGCAAGGAGGGUUGGGUUGGAUAUGGAGAAAUUUGAAGUUCAAACUGAGGAUGGCUUUGUCAUCGAACUAUGGCACAUCUACGACCCGAAGGAGUACACGAGAUUGGACGAUGAGAAGAGGGCACACCGCGGUCCAGAACUCUUCACGGGCGAGAGUCGGAAGAAGUUGAAGGACCCCAGCCAGAAGCGCAAGUUUCCGGUCCUACUGAUGCACGGUUUACUACAAAGCUCCGGGGCAUACUGCGUUAAUGACGACGACUCGCUUGCUUUCUAUCUUUGCAAGUCUGGAUACGACGUCUGGCUGGGUAACAACCGAUGCGGGUUCAACCCGAAGCACGUUCUCCUGGAAUACUCAGACCCCAGAAUGUGGUGCUGGAAUAUUCGGCAGAUGGGCGUCUUCGACUUGCCUGCGCUGACCUCGAGAGUUCUCUUCGAGACUGGGUUCGAGAAGAUCGGCCUGGUUUGUCACUCGCAAGGCACCACGCAAACUUUCGUGGCACUCGCCAAGGAGCAGAGACCAGAGCUGGGAGAGAAGCUCACAGUUUUCUGCGCUCUUGCACCAGCGACUCAUGCGGGGCCCCUGAUUGGAAAGAUGUACUUCAAAUUCAUGAGGGUAAUUACACCUGCCAUGUUCCGGAUCAUGUUCGGCAUACAUGCUUUCAUCCCGCUCAUGAUGUCGAUGCAUGCGAUACUACCCGCUUCGAUCUAUGGCUGGCUAGGCUACAAGGUCUUCUCAUUCCUGUUCGACUGGACUGACACGCGCUGGGAUCGAGCACUGAAGGACCGCAUGUUCCAGUUCGCCCCUGUGUACGUGAGUGCCGAGUCAAUGCGCUGGUGGCUGGGCCGAGAAUGCUUCGCGAAGCAUAAGUGCAUCCUGCAGACUAGGGAAGACUCGCGAGCUGAGGAUAGAGAAGACGCCGAGACCGACGGACCCCUUGGGGACACGCAAGGGGAGCGGAGGGACUCUGCUGUGGCAGAGAGGCCAUCCGGCGAUCAUCCUCACCAGAAAGGGAGGCCCACGGGUUCAACCGCUUGGUACAAUGAGCAAGUCUGCCCAUUUGCCUUGUGGGUAGCUGGCAGCGAUGACCUGGUUGACGGGGGGAAACUCCUUCGACGCUUCAAGCGUGGGAGGGAGCCGCAUGUCCAAGUCGUCCACGCCAAGACCAUCCCAGAAUACGAGCAUCUAGACGUUAUAUGGGCCAUGGACGCUGUAGACCAGAUCUUUGGCGAACUUCGUGAAGUAUUGUGGAAGACGUGCAAUGUCAGAGACGAGUGUCGAGUUCCAAAGGGUUGCGAGGCCGUUGCUCCUUGGGUACCCGGAACCCCCAGGGAGAAUGUUGACGAUAUCGAACAGUCGAGCAGCGAUUCGGCGUGA